ACUCUAUUUGUCUUUAUUCAUUUAGUUUUUCUUCAGUUAAACAUUUGAAAAAUGUGUCUCUAGCAGAGGAUAUAUUAGGCAUCACAGAUGAAUGUGAUGCUGGGCCACAAGAUGACUUUAUAGAAAGCUUUGAGGAAACAAGUCAUGAUAUGACUCUGGAUGACGCCCAGGAUAUUUCUCAUGAAAAAAUGCACAUUGUAUAUGAUCACUGCCUUCUUCAACUAGCAAAAAAGAUUGUUAUGCCAAAAUGUUUGUUUUGUGCUGGUGAAGUUGAUGUUUCUAUACAGCCUGUUUCUUCCUGUGUGCAUUUGAUAUGGAAAUGUAGUGCAGGACAUGUAGCAUUUGAAUGGUCUUCCCAACCUUUGAUAAAAGGACAGAUAUAUGCAGGAGACCUUGCAUUAUCUUCUGCAGUCAUACUAUCAGGAAACAAUUUUGGAAAAAUUUCACAAAUGGCAAACUUUAUGAAGUUGACAUUCACAAGUGCAAAUACGUUCUUCGGACUGCAACGCCAUUUUAUUGUUCCAACAAUAGAAUCCUUCUGGUGUCGUAUGAAGCAACACAUUUUGGAGGAACUACAUGGGAAGGAGGUGGUCAUUAUGGGAGAUGGACACAUGGAUGGACCUGGCCACUCUGCACAGUAUUGCAUAUAUUCAUUCAUGGACUUAGAAACCAAACAAAUAUUAGGUGUUGAAAUUGUGGAUAAACGUAAAACACAACUGAAUUCCCCUUUUAUGGAGAAGGAGGCCUUCCGGAGAGCAUUACAAAAGUUGUUGGAUGAACAGCUAAUGGUCAAAGAAGUGGUUACUGAAGCACAUGCUCAGAUUUCAGCUCUGAUAAAAAAGAAAUUUCCUUAUGUCAUCCAUUCAUAUGAUAUAUGGGGUGGUGCCAAAAACCUUGGAAACAAAUUAAUUGAGGCUAGCAGACAGAAAGAUUGUCGACAUCUUUUACACUGGUGCUCAGAUAUUGUCAAUUAUUUCUGGUUUUGCUGCAAGGAAGCUAGUUCAUAUGAAAAAUUUAUAGGAAUGUGGUGUGGCUUAGUUCACCAUGUGGUCAAUGAACAUCAGUGGGCUAGUGGAAACGGCAUCAUUGAGGGACGGUGCAAACAUGGUCCUCAAAUGGAUGAAAGAGAAAAGGAAUGGCUAGAAAAGGGAAGCAAACCUCACACUGAAAUGUGCAGAAUAAUUUUGGAUAAAAAGUUUCUGAGAAACAUCCCAUACUUUCUACAGUUUAGAUCCAUCUUUGAUCUGGAGCAGUUUCAGCAACAUGUGCAUAUGUAUGCUACCAAAAGAUAUGAAUACACAUACCCUGUCUACAGAGCAAGAUGUUUUUUGGCAGCAAUUGAUUACAAUAUGCAUUUGAACCGGCAAACCAUGCACAACUCACAAAAUCAGUUAAUAUACCGUAGAAUAUACCAUAGAAAAUCUGGAAGGUGGACUUUGGUACCCAAGAAAGAAAAUAAACCCUAUGUAUAUAUUGAUAACAUGAUGGAGGAAAUAUUCCAACGCUGCCUGGAAACAUAAAAAGAUGUCCUAAAGGAGAAACGCCUGGAACAAAAUGUUUCAUGAUUGAUUUCAAUAUGAUUUAUACUAAUUAGCUGCUGUCAUGAUUUAAAAACAAAAAUUCAGACUUAUACUUACCACAAUUACUAACAACAUUACUUGGCUCUAUAGGAAGAUAUAAUUAUUUAACAUUUAUUCUUGAAUGGUGGUGAGCAGGAAUCUUUCUGUACUAAUAAAAUUGCAAAAAAUGGAUAAUCAGGUUUUAACGAAUAACUUGCUGGCCUAUUCUUAAUUUUAUAUUUGUCUACAACGUGUAUAUACACUAAAAUUUUGAGAGAAUUCUCAAAGAUUAAAACUACUUUUUGAUA
Gavialis gangeticus (Gharial) is the source of this 1867-nucleotide messenger RNA. RefSeq lists its product as uncharacterized. Lineage: Eukaryota; Metazoa; Chordata; Crocodylia; Gavialidae. The coding region runs from base 150 to 1520 and encodes 456 amino acids. The record is from RefSeq and is a predicted model, not a curated record. The transcript has 8 exons.